UGCUGCUUCCGCGGGCCAGGGCCGCGAUGCUCCAACCCGGGAGACACCCGGCCAUUCCGGGGCAGCCGCGGCGGCCCCACCUCGACAGCCAUCUCGGGAAGCGCGGCGCCUGCUGGGACCUUCCGAUGCCUUCGUUCGCCCCUCCCGGCUAGCCCCGCUCCGCUCCGAUCCGCUCCGCCCCGGUCCUGCCUCCUCCUCGCUCUGCCGUAGCCGCUGUUUCCGGCCCGGCCCGGUGCGGCGCUGCCCAGGCAGUCGCGGAGCGAGGACUGUCGGUGGUGCUUUGCUUCGGGAUUCGUAUCCGUACCCGUACCCGUGCCCGUGUUCCUGUGCACCGCGUCCUCCACAGCAAGUACGCCCUUUCCCCGCGCUGGGGCGACACCGGGGUCCGGCGGAGCAGGUGCGCGGGACUGAGGUGUCUCUAAAAAAAAUGUGCUGUGAGUCAAAAAGGUUUUUGCUCCUCUAUGCAACACAAAAGGGGCAGGCAAAAGCCAUAGCUGAGGAAAUAUGCCAGCAAGCAGAUGCCCAUGGACUUGAAGCUGAUAUGCACUGUAUAAGUGAAAUGGAAAAGUAUAAUCUGGAAACAGAAAAGGAUCCUGUAGUUAUUGUUAUUUCCACUACUGGAACAGGAGACCCACCAGACACUGCCCGCAAGUUUGUAAAGAAAAUUCAAGACAAGACCUUACCUCCUGACCAUUUCACACAUCUCCAGUAUGGAUUACUAGGUCUGGGAGAUUCAGAGUACAUGUUCUUUUGUAAUGGUGGAAGGACAGUAGACCAACGACUUCAAGAACUUGGUGCCCAACACUUCUAUGACACAGGAUUAGCAGAUGACUGUGUAGGUUUGGAAUUAGUGGUUGAUCCUUGGAUUGAUGGACUUUGGCUUGCCCUCAAGAAAGCAUUGCAAUUGCAGAAAGAGAAAGAAGGCAUGAACAAUGCUGUCAAGGCUGUUUCCAGCUCUCUGUCUCCAGCUCCACAUGCUGUGCAUGAACUAAAGCUAAGCUCUGAAGCACAGAACUUGAAGCUAGAAGAUGAGGGAGUAAGGGGUUCUGGUGUUCUAUCACAGAAACUGGAUGACAUCAAUCUUGUGGCUCCAGCUAGAGGCACCAAACCUUCACUUGUUCAUUCUGUCCCUCCUGUCUCUCAGUCUGCUCUUAAUAUUCCUGCUCUGCCACCAGAAUAUAUUGAAGUGGAGUUUCAGGACACCCAGGGUGAGAAUCCACAUCUGUCUUCACUUAUUUCAGAGGGAACAACCUUUGAAGUGCCAGUUACAAAAGCAGUUCAGCUCACUAGGGAAGAUGCGAUAAAGACUACAUUGCUCUUAGAGCUUGAUAUUGCAGAUACAGCCUUUGGAUACCAACCUGGAGAUGCCUUCUGUGUAAUAUGUCCCAACAAUGUCUGUGAAGUGGAAGAGCUUCUUCACAUUUUAGGACUUACUGAAAAAGGAGAUGACUUUGUUUGUGUAAAAGUCAAGCAGGGCACUAAAAAGAAAGGAGCAUCUUGUCCACAACACAUCCCUGGAAGAAGCACUCUCAAAUUCAUUCUAACCUGGUGUCUGGAAAUAAGAGCAAUUCCCAAAAAGGCAUUUUUGCGAGCUCUUGUAGAGUGUACCAGUGAUGCGGGAGAAAAACGGAGGCUUCAAGAGCUUUGCAGCAGACAAGGAGCCUCUGAUUACAAUAGCUUUAUUAGAGAUUGUAAUGUUUGCCUCCUGGAUUUACUUCAUGCUUUUCCAAGCUGCAAGCCUUCACUUAGCCUGUUAAUUGAAUAUCUUCCUAAAUUACAAGCCAGAUCCUACUCAGUGUCAAGUUCAAACUUGUAUCAGCCAGGAAGGCUGUGCUUUGUAUUUAAUGUUGUGGAGUUCCCUGCUGGUCCCUCUAGACCAGUCUCACGGAAAGGAGUAUGUACAGGGUGGCUUGCUGAGUUAGUUGCACCUCUACUGCACCCCAGUAAAAACUCUCUGGAUACAGGAGAAAGCUCUUCAACUGAAAAGAUCUGUAUUUUUCCUCGCCCAAACAAUGCUUUCCACUUACCUGCAGACCCAUCUGUGCCAUUCAUUAUGGUUGGUCCAGGAACAGGAAUUUCACCAUUUAUUGGUUUCCUACAACAUAGAGAUGAACUCCAAUGUUUUCUUGAAAACGGUACUUUAACUCAUCUUAAGGUUUGUUUCUCAAGAGACUCUUCAACUGCGGAAGUGACCCCACCUAAAUAUGUGCAAGAUGUCCUUAGGCUGUGUGCUAAGGAAGUUGCCAGCGUCCUGCUGAAAGAGAGAGGUUACUUCUAUAUAUGUGGAGAUAAGAAGCACAUGGCUGAUGGUGUAAGUGAAGCCAUAGUAGACAUUUUAAGCAUGGAAAUGGAAGCUGACACAUUGGAAGCAAUGAAAAUACUUGCCAUGCUUCGAGAAGCAAAACGAUAUUUGCAAGAUGUUUGGAGCUAAAUGCUUAGCUUUUUCUGUAUCAUUGUAGUACAAAAUACUUCCUUUUACACAUAUGUUCUUGAUUAAAAGUUACCACCAAAAGUUCUGUCAGUAGUCGCACAAAGGUUAACUUUCUCUAUUGACCUUUCCAACAGGAACAUGAAACCUUUGAAAUGACAACAAGCCAGGCUGGCCUUUGAAGUGUAUGGUUUUUGGUUUUUUGGAGAUGUUUCAUAAUGGACUGUCUCAGUGCCUUGAUUUUCUCCCCUUAAGAUUGGGUUGCUGUAUAAACUAAAAACUUACGCACUUUUACAAGCAUAAUGGUAUAUUGACAUUACAUCAUGUAUUUUUUCCUAUAAUAUAUACAUAAAGAAGCUACAGAGUAAUUAUGUUACGCACUGAUCAGUACAUCAUGAAAUACAUUACUGACUUACCAAGAUUUAUGUGAACACUUCCUAAAUACUUCCUGAGACUGCUUAUAUUUUUUCUUCUUGCACAGUGACAAUAACUGCCAAAAAGAAUGAAUGUCCAGGAUGUUGCACAGAAAGGUUGGUGAAAAAUUUCAACUCCAAAGUUUUCUUUAAAUAAUAAGCUUUUUCAUCACAUCAUUAUAUCAUGUCUCAAAAUUUGCAACACACCAUUCUAAUGCUUAUUAGAUCUUCAUAAUUAUUUUGAAAAUGUUUUCAUUUCCAUCUCUGGUAUGUUUGUGAUUUAAUUUAUGAGCAAACUCACCAGCUGUGUUGAAUUUGAUUGAUGGAACAAUAUUGCUCGGUAUAUAUUUUGUCAGAUUACUUAAUUAAUCUUCUUAAAUUGAAGACACAGAAAAUAUGGUGUUUAGAAAUUAGUUGCCCUUACAUAUGGCCGCCUACUGCAAAAUAAAGUGGCUGAAAGCAAA
Molecule: messenger RNA, 3305 nt
Organism: Poecile atricapillus (Black-capped chickadee)
Lineage: Eukaryota; Metazoa; Chordata; Aves; Passeriformes; Paridae
Gene: MTRR
Product: 5-methyltetrahydrofolate-homocysteine methyltransferase reductase
Exons: 14
Coding region: 428-2431 (667 amino acids)
Biological process (GO): homocysteine metabolic process
Cellular component (GO): cytosol
Molecular function (GO): flavin adenine dinucleotide binding; [methionine synthase] reductase (NADPH) activity; FMN binding
Source: RefSeq, a predicted model, not a curated record